AUGAUCGGGACUGUUUUCGGGCACCAUCGACGACUGGCGGUUAUUCUGACGAUGUGCAGUCUCGGCUGGAUGCUGACGAUCGAGCUGGGGGGCGGGCAGGAGGCGGGCUCAGCGGGGAGCCGGCUGAGUGCGAGUCUGCGGCGGCAGUAUCCGGGGACGCCGACGACGGCGACAUCGGCGGGUCUGGACUGGCUAGGACGAGGGGGGCGCCGGGCGAGCAUGCGGUUCCGGGCGGAGACGUAUCCGGGGCCGGCGACGAUCGGGCCCCGGCCGAAGCGCGAGUGGAUCCGGCGCCUCCAGUUCGACGGCUACGUGGUCUACCCCUCCCAGGUCUCCGCCGGCGGCGGCCCCGCGGGCGCGUGCAGCUGGGAAAACUCCGGCUGCCUUCGGACGCCCGAGCACGGCUUCAACGAGUCCUUCGAUAUCGUCCACCCCGAUCCCAACACGUGGGUCGUCAACUUUGAUGAUGGUCCGCUGCCGCCGUCCGAGACCCUGUACAAGAUCCUCGAUGAGCUCGAGCUCAAGGCGACGCACUUCUGGAUCGGGGGGAACGUGUUGAAGUACCGCGAAUUGGCGCUGAAGGCCGCUCGGCGGGGGGACCAUCUGGCGGUGCACACCUGGUCGCAUUCCCAUCUGACCUCGUUGACGAACCACCAGAUCCUGGGCGAGCUCGGCUGGACGAUGCAGAUCAUCGCGGACCUGACCGGCAAGGUGCCGCGAUUCUUCCGGCCGCCGUACGGGAACAUCGAUAACCGGGUGCGGGCGAUUGCCAAGACGUAUGCGACGGGCGACCAGGUGGACCGGCCAGAGGGUGCGGCGCUGGGCCGGACGGUGGCCCAGGUGGCCGAGGACAUCGCCCGGUUCGCCGGCCAGCCCGCCGCCGCCGGGCUGAUCCUCGAGCACGAGCUCAGCCUGGAGGCCGUCGAGGCCUUCCGACUCUCCUUCGGCGCCGUCCGCGCCCGCCACUUCGGCGCCGUUGGCCCGCUGCCCGUCUGCCUGGAGGGUGGCCAGGCGGCGUGGUACCAGCAGUAG
Molecule: messenger RNA, 1032 nt
Organism: Puccinia triticina
Lineage: Eukaryota; Fungi; Basidiomycota; Pucciniomycetes; Pucciniales; Pucciniaceae
Exons: 6
Coding region: 1-1032 (343 amino acids)
Biological process (GO): carbohydrate metabolic process
Cellular component (GO): membrane
Molecular function (GO): chitin deacetylase activity
Source: RefSeq, a predicted model, not a curated record